AUGCAGCGUUCGGAAAUCCCACGGAGCUACCUAGUGUUCACCAACAGCGCAGCGCUGAAGCACUUCGCGUUCCCACAGCCAAUGGCACAGGCACACAGUGCCCUCAGGAACAGGGACGGCGACCCACCGGAGUGUCGUGCUGCUGCCGGAGCCGGUGUUACUUCAGAUAAGCUGGAUGACUUGGCGUUGAAGCAGGAGAGGAGCAGCCACAUCACUUACAGCACCUUCGUCUGCCCCACAGAAAUUGUGGCCUUCAGCAACAAAGCAAAUGAAUUUCGGGAUGUGAACUGCGAAGUGGUGGCGGUUUCUGUGGAUUCUCAUUUUUGCCAUCUGGCCUGGAUAAACACGCCACGAAAGAGCGGUGGUUUGGGCAAAAUGAAUAUUCCAGUUCUGUCGGACCUCACAAAACAAAUCUCCCGUGAUUAUGGUGUGCUGCUAGAAGGACCUGGGAUCGCACUAAGAGGCCUCUUCAUCAUUGAUCCAAACGGGAUCAUCAAGCAUCUGAGUGUCAACGAUCUCCCCGUCGGUCGUAGCGUGGAAGAGACCCUCCGCCUGGUGAAAGCAUUCCAGUACGUGGAAACACAUGGGGAGGUUUGCCCGGCAAACUGGACUCCAGACUCCCCUACAAUCAAGCCAAGCCCAGAAGCUUCUAAAGAAUAUUUUGAGAAAGUGCACACAUAAACACUCAAAAUAUGUGGAUGAAACUCUUAAUUACAAUGCGCUGAAGACAUGAAG
Molecule: messenger RNA, 735 nt
Organism: Opisthocomus hoazin
Lineage: Eukaryota; Metazoa; Chordata; Aves; Opisthocomiformes; Opisthocomidae
Source: RefSeq, a predicted model, not a curated record